Nothobranchius furzeri (turquoise killifish) is the source of this 7401-nucleotide messenger RNA. It is a transcript of the gene fer, whose product is annotated as fer (fps/fes related) tyrosine kinase. Gene Ontology annotation, molecular function: non-membrane spanning protein tyrosine kinase activity; ATP binding. NCBI's taxonomy places the organism in Eukaryota, Metazoa, Chordata, Actinopteri, Cyprinodontiformes, Nothobranchiidae. The record is from RefSeq and is a predicted model, not a curated record. Gene Ontology annotation, biological process: regulation of mast cell degranulation; Fc-epsilon receptor signaling pathway; cell adhesion.
CCAAGCUUCCGUUUCCCGCGGAAGCCCCUCCCUGACUGUUAGCGGCUAGUUCCACACCCGUAAGACAGCAGGAGAAACCGGUAAACGAAGAGGGAAAACACCGUAAAAAGAAGGAAAUUAUGUCAGUGGGGGAGCUCAGAGUACUCCGGUGACCGAACAACGACUCUCCCAAGGGAAAUAACCGUUUCCAGAUUGAAACCAUGAAAUCAUACUGCUGCCAGAUUCACAGUUAGAGACGGACUCUAGAUCCACUAUGGGCUUUGGGCGGGACCUCACCAACUCCUAUGAGGGUCUACUGAAGCUGCAGGACUGGGAAUUGAAGCUUCUGGAGAUGGUGAAGCGCUUCAUGACACUGCGGGUGAAGAGUGAUAAAGAGUAUGCUGCCCUGCUCCUCAGCAUGACUCAGCAAACGGAGAAACAGGAACCCGUUGACUUUGUGAGCACGGUCAGCAAGUCAUGGUCACAGGUUGUUCAUCAGACAGAGGCACUGGGUCGAAUCAUGAGGGGCCAUGCUGACGACCUGAACUCUGGCCCACUACACCGCCUUGCUACUCUUAUCCGAGACAAGCAGCAGGUGAAGAAGAGCUACCAAAGUCUUCAUCAGCAGCUGGAAAGUCAAAACCAAAAGAUAACCAAAACUGAACUGGAGAAGCUGAAGUCCACGUACCGUCAGCUGUGCCGCGAUGCCAACAAUGCUAAAGAGAAGUACCGUGAGGCUCUGGCCAAAGGCCGGGAGGCUGAGCGUGCUCGCGAUCGUUACGACAAAGCAACAGCAAAGCUCCAUAAUCUUCACAAUCAGUAUGUGCUGACAGUGUGUGGUGCCCAAAUUCAGCAGGAUGAGCAUCGACGGCACGCAGCGCCUGCGCUGCUUGACGCUCUGCAGAGGAUGCAGGAGGACAUGACGCUGGCACUCAAAAGUAUUCUGGAGGAGUACUGUGAGAUCAGCAGUCUGUUGACAGAGGAGAUGGUUAAAGUCCACCAGGAGAUCUCGGCGGCAGUCCAGCAAAUUGAUCCUCUAGCAGAGUACCAACAGUUCAUUGAGGCCUACAGGUGUCCUGAGACUCCAGAGGCGAGUGUGGAGUUUGAUGCAACUCUACUGGAGGAAACAGACAAUAUUCCAGCCAAUGAGAUCCUGUGGAACACUCUGACGGCUGACAGUCUUCAGGCCAUAAUACAAACCACUUGUUCAGAGGCAACCCGUGACAAGAAGAACUGUGAGAAAAUGGUCACAGGACGCUGAAGAAGCCCUGCAGGGUUGUUUUGAGACCACAGAUUGGAUGACUCUCUGCCAAGGGUAUGAAGAGGACAUCAAUGCCAUGACUGGAUGUGUCACUGACUAUAUAAACUUCUGUGUGGACAACAUCAUACCCACCAGAACAGUGAGAUGCUUCGCUAAUGACAAACCUUGGAUCACCAGUGAACUGAAGAAUCUGCUAAAUGAGAAAAAAAGAGCGUUCAAGGAGGGAGACAGGGAAUUAUUGAGGAGUAUACAGAAGCAACUGAAGAUCGAGAUCAGAGACAGCACGGAGGCAUACAGGAAGAAGCUGGAUAACAAACUACAGAGGAACAAUAUCAGAGAUGUUUGGUCAGGGAUGAAGAAGAUCACAGGCUUCAAGGAGAGGAAGGAUUGCACAGAUGGCAGCCUGGACACAGCCAAUGAACUGAACAAGUUCUUCAAUAGGUUCAGUUCUGGAACAAAUCCAGCAUCCUCCUAGCCUGUCAGGUAAAGAGGCAGCUGGAGAGACUGAACAGGAACAAGGCUGCAGGUCCAGAUGGGUUCAGCCCCAGAGUACUGAAGGCCUGUGAGGAGCAGCUCUGUGGGAUUCUGAAGCACCUCUUCAACCUCAGCUUGGUCCAGGAGAAGGUUCCAGUCCUGUGGAAGACAUCCUGCCUUGUUCCAGUUCCAAAGAAAACUCGCCCAUCAGUCAAUGACGACUACAGACCGGUUGCCCUCACAUCCCACAUCAUGAAGGUCCUAGAGAGACUCCUGUUGGUCCACCUGAAUAAGCAAACUAGAACAUAUCAGGACCUGCUGCAGUUUGCUUAUUGCCAUGGAGUUGGAGUUGAAGAUGCCAUCAUCCAGCUGCUUCAACCAACCCACUGUCAUCUGGACAAUGCAGGCAGCACUGUGAGGGUCAUGUUCUUUGAUUUCUCCAGUGCAUUUAACACAAUCCAGCCUGAUGUACUUUGCCAGAAACUCCAGAAGACACAGGUGGGGGGCCUCAGCUAUCGCCUGGAUUAAAGACUACCUGACAAACAGACCACAGUUUGUGAGGCAGAAGAAUUGCACAUCAAACCAGGUGAUCGGUAACAUUGGAGCACCACAGGGGACUGUAUUCUCACCAUUCCUUUUCACCCUGUACACCUCAGACUUCCAGUACAAAUCAGAGACCUGUCAUCUACAGAAAUACUCAGAUGACUCUGCAGUUGUCGGGUGUAUCAGAGAUGGACAGGAAGCUGAGUACAGAGAGCUGGUGGAGCGCUUUGUGGCAUGGUGUGGAAACAAUCAUCUGACAUUGAACAUUCAAAGGAGAUGAUUUUAGACUUCAGAAGAAACAGGGUGGAGUCAAACACUGUGUCCAUCAUGGGAGAAGAAGUGGAGAUGGUUGAGGAAUACAAAUACCUUGGAGUUCACCUGGACAACAGACUGGACUGGAGAAAGAACAACAAAACCAUUUACAAGAAGGGACACAGCAGACUGCACUUCUUGAGGACGCUUAGGUCCUUCAAUGUCUGUAGCAAGAUGCUGCAGAUCUUCUACAAGUCUGUUGUUGAGAGUGUGAUCUCUUCAGCCAUCGUCUGUUGGGGUAGUAGCAUCAGAAGCAGGGACCUGAAAAGGCUCAACAGCCUAAUAACAAAGGCUGGUUCUAAGGAUGGGUACCUUUGACAUUUGAAUCGAUUCGGUACUAAUUUCCGGUACCUACGAAUCGAUACGGUACUUAACGGUACCAAUUUUCAAUACUUUUGAGUGUUUAUUAUUUUAAUUCUCUUUUAUAAUUAAAUAUAUAUUUUUCUCAAUAUAUAACAAUAUUUGAUAUAUAUCACGAUAAAUAACAUACAACUGUUUGUAUUUUAACAUCGUCCUUGUAGUUUUAUAAGCUGAUAAUUAAACUGAAGCAAACAUCUUUACUGUGAACUACAUUUACUGCGUAUCUUCAUUCCUUUUGCCGUCUUUUUUCAUUUAAUUUUUCCUACUGGGAAGUUAGAAUUUCCGAGGAGAAAGCGAAUGCACCAUUAGCUGAUAACAAUGGUAGCAAUGGAAGCUAACAUACCAAGCUAACGUUAUCUUAAACAGUUUAUUUAGCUGCUGGAGCAGAUUAAAACGAUGAUGCCUCACGCUUAGAUCAUUGUCACUGGUUUCACCUUCACCCAAUCACCCGUCGCAUUUAGUAAAGUGAAGCCAAACUUUAGAGCGUGUUCAUGUUCUAGUCGGAAAUUCGGAGUUCCGAGGAGAAAGCGAACGCACCAUUAGCGAAACGGAAGCUAACAUAUCAAGGUAACGUUAUCUUAAACAUUUUAUUUACAUUUUAUUUACCUACCGGAGCAGGUUAAGAUGAGGAUGUCUCACUUAGAUCGUUGUCUGUCGCUGGUUUCAUCAUCACCCAGUUACCCAUCACAUUUAGUGAAGUGGACCCAAGCUUUAGCGUGCGUUCUUUCUACCCAUGCUGCUGUUUACAACUCGCUCGCAGCGACCGACGACAUAACGCUGUUGCGCAUGCGCAGCUGUGUUGGCAAGUUCUCGUUGUGAAGGACGGGUACCGAAACGAGGCACCGUUUGAAACGACGUGAAUCGGUGCACGGUCGGUACUAUGGAAUUCGGUCGGUACCUUAAAAAGUACCGAAUGCGGUACCCAUCCCUAGCUGGUUCUGUUCUGGGGACGACUGUGGAACCACUGGAGGAGAUAAUGCAAAGAAGGAUUCUCCAGAGAAACAAGAAAAUGAUGGACAACCCUGAGCAUUCUCUUCACAAGACUGUCUGACAACGGAAGAGUGUCUUCAGUCAGAGGCUUCUUCAGUUUCGCUGCAACACUGACCGCUACUGGAGAUCCUUCCUGCCAACAGCCAUUGUAAUAUACAACUCUUUGAUGACUUGAUUAUUAUUAUUAUUCUGAGCUACUACAGCAAUCAAUUUCCCUCUGGGAUUAAUAAAGUACUUUUUAAUUUAAUUUAAUUUAAUUUAAUUUAAUUUAAUUUAGCUUUUUCGCUUCAUCAUUACCGUACAGGGGAGUGAGGGUUUACAGUUAUUAACCAUUUUUAUCUGUUUCCAAAAUACUUUGUUAUCCUUGCAAGAGAUUGUCUUAGCCAUGGAAUCUGCCCUCAUGUUUUGCUCCUCCUUCUUAAUGAAUCUUAUAGCAUAUUUGUAUUUUGCAUUUUUCAGCUUUUUAUGCUCAAAUAUAGGACCAUGUCUGGGUUUGCCUGCAAGGUCCCAGGAAGUAGUGGCUUCACGAGCGUCAGCAUGACUUUGAGACACAUAUGUAUUCCAACCAGGCAUAAUUUUACUUCUUUCUGCUUUGAGUGAAACACUGGCUUGCAUGAAGUAACGCUGUGACUAUGUCACAGUACAUGGAGUUUAUAUCUGUUUUGUGCUCAGUGUUUGUCAGUGUGUCAGUGUUUUUAAACACACACUUACACGACUUAUAUAUGAAGUAGUGUUUGUAUGGCUACAUUGUGAUUUCUUAGUAAAAAUUCUAUUUAGUGAGAGAUAAACUUUAUUGUAUUUGUCCUAGUGAAUCUAUAAUUAAACGGGUAAACUAGUAGUAGCACAUUCAGUGUCAAAGAGAGUAAAAAGUUAUUAUCAGGAGAGGGAGAAUGUUUAAGUGGUUAGCAGCAGUGUGCUAGCCAAUGGCCCCCUCCAUGAGGCCACCACAGCUCAGCAGAACAUCAUUGUAGCUUCUUCUGGGGAGAAAAACACGGAGAAAAAAUAAAGUUAACAGCUGACAUAGCAGGAAAUAAUGCAGUUAAAGAGCAGAUUGUAGAAGAAAGUAGUCGAGUGUGGAAAGUGGUCAGUGUGUCCUCCAGCAGUCUAAGCAUAAAUGAUAAAUGACCCGCACUUGUAUAGCACCUCUCGGAUUAAGGACUCCAAAGCACUUUACACUAUAGUGUAUCAUUCAUCCAUUCGCACACUGAUGGUGAUGAGCUACGAUGUAGCCACCGCUGCCCUGGGGCGCACUGACAGAGGUGAUAGCAGCCUGUAGCAGCAUAACUACAGAAAUAACUCUGGAUAACCUAGCCUUUUAGAUGUAGGCAUGUUGGAGGCAGGGCAAGGGAGAGCCGUCUUUACCGACUGUGUUAGGGUUUUUUCCUGCCUAACGUAAUAUCACAUAGAAUUGAGUGUUCCAUUUUUGGUUCUUUUUAAAACACAGGAACGGUUUUUCUUUACCUUGCUGACGUACGUUUCGUUUGCGGCUGCAAACAUCCUCAGAGCUGACGCUUAUGGUGGCGUCACUUCCUACUCCGUUUAUCCGCGGGCAGCAGAGGACGUUGUUGCCCUCUGAUGCCCGCUUUCCCCUCUCCAAUGCUGCAGUCCCAUGCAUGUUCCAAUAAGUAAACCCCAUCGUCUCUGUUCAUGGUCCCACAUCCACGUCUCCUUAUCUCGAUAGCUUCUUUUAUCCAUCUUUUGUAUUUCUGUAGUUCCGUGUUUAUUAUCCUUGUGUUGUCCCAGUCCAUUAUAUGGUUUUCUCUUGUGCAGUGAUCAUUUACAGCUGACUUCUUUAUUGUGCUUUCUGCUUCUUGUUUUGCUGCUCUUGUGUGUCUUAAACUUGUUUCCCUCUCUCACUCCUUUCUAUGUUCUAUUGUUCGUGUGUUGAGUUGGCGUCCGGGUUCUCCUAUGUAUGUUUUAUUGCAGAGUUUGCAUGGGAUUUCGUAAACGACUCCACAUUUAAGUCCAGCUGAUAUCUUGUCUUUUGGGUGUACUAGUCUGUUUCUAACUGUUGUGUAUGGUUUUGUUGGUGUGUUUAUGUUGUGUUUUUUCAUUGUUGCUCUUAUUUUUUCCGUUAUGCCUUUGAUGUAUGGUAAGGUUAUCACUGGUUUUGGUUGUUGUCUUUCUGGGUUUCUGGUUCUUUGCUUAGGUUGUUUUUUUCUUUCUGUUGUUUGUUGUUUUCUUUUAUUUAUUGCCCAUGUCGGGUAUCCGCAGGUCUUUAAAGCGUGUUGUAUGUGUUUGUCCUCAUGUUUACAGUCUCUUUCUUCUGUUACCAUGUUUGCUCGGUGAUAUAAUGUUCUGAUUACUGACAUUUUGUGUAUGGUGGGGUGUUCUGAUGUCCAUAAUAAAUAUUGGUCUGUGUCUGUUGGUUUCCUGUAUGUGUUUAUGUUUAGGGUCCCAUCGGUCUGCCUGGUUAUUUUCAUGUCCAUAAAUGCUAUGCUUCCAUCUUUUUCUGACUCGUGAACUUUUUUGACUGUCGUCGUCAAUGUUAUUUAAGUGUUGUGUUAGUGUUUCUGUUUGUCCUUUUGGUAUGAUUUCCAAUAUGUCGUCUACGUAGCGUUUCCAUAGUUUUAUUUUGCAGUUUGGGGGGGCGGUGGCUAUGGCUUUUUGCCCUAGGUCUUCCAUGAAAAACUCGCACAGGAUGGCUGAUAACGGGUUACCCAUGGCGAAGCCUUCCAGUUGUUUGUAUAUUGUUAUCGUAUGUGAAGAAAGUGGAGUUAGCUACCAGUCCUAUCAGUUGUGCUGUGUCAUCUGCUGUGAGGUUUGUUCUUUUGUGUAAAGUCUUGUCCUGUCGGAUUCUGUUAACUGCUAUGUCUAUGGUUUUUUGGGUUGGUGUUUUUGUGAACAGGGAUGUGACGUCAUGUGAGAUGAGUAUGUCGUUGUCUUCUAUUGUAAUCUCUUAGUUCUUUAGCCAGUUCUGUGCUAUUUUUGUUGAUCUGUGUUACCUAGUAAUGGGCUGACGAUUUUGCUGAUUUCUUUUGCCAUGUUGUAUGUUGGUGUACCUGUGCUGUCUACUAUUGGUCUAAGUGGGGUGUUUUGUUUGUGUAUUUUUGGCGUUCCAUAGAUUCUUGGUAUUAUGUUUGCUGUGGGAAUCCAGUGUUUGUACAUUUUUUCUGUUAUUUUGCCUUUUUCUUGUAGAGGCUUCAGUUACUUUUUCAUGUUUUUCUUAAUGCUUUCUGUUGGGUCUUUUUUUAAGUAUUUUGUAUGUAUUUUUGACCUCUAACAUCUGUUUCAUCUGUUGUUUAUAUUUUUCUUUGUCCAUAACUACUGUAGUUCUUCCUUUGUCUGCCGGUAGAAAAAUUUUCAGUUCGUUUUUGGAUAAUGCUGUCAUGCUGAUUGUUCUUCUUUUGUAAUAUUGCUGUUUUGAAUUUUGCUGCUCUUUAAUAUCCCAACAACGUUAUUUCCGAGUUCUGCUUUCUUUCCCUCAUCUGUGAUCUGUUGACUUGCUAGUUCUGUUGCUACAAUAAAUUCAUCAUAUGGUA